UGUCACUGUCGAAGUCGAAUGUACGUAUUCGAAGCAUUAUUAUUAAAAUAUGUAGGUAAAUUUAAAAUUAUUUGGCAUGUCUAAAGACGUACUAAAUAAAUGUGGAACAGAUAAUCAAAAGUCCAAACCUUUACCAAACAACUAUACAGAUAAUCAAGAUGAUAAAAAAUUAUUGUCAAAAAAAGGAUGGUUGCAAAAAGAUUCCAAUUUCAAUAAAACCGAAACAGAUAAUAAUUGUAGUACAGAAGUGAUUUCUCGUUCUAUUAAUAAGCUUUUAAAAAAUGAAAAAAAAUCUAGACCCACAGCGAACCCGACUAAAGUAUGUUUAAAACCAGAAGUCUUACAUGAAUCUAAAGAACAGUUUGCACAAAGAAUAAAACAGGCAUGGAUCGAUCGGGAACAGUCAAAAUCAUGUAUAAAUAUUUAUCUGGCUAGAAAUGUUAUCGAAGACCCUUUGAUGGAAUCUAUAGAGGAUGCACAGGAGUCUACAAUACAAGUAGAGGAAAAAGACUCUUGUAGAACCGCGUUGGAAGUGCAACUCCAGAACCAUGUAGGAGAAGGUGAAAAUUCACCAGAAGACUCUAGUGAGGAGGAAAAACCUCUUUCGGCUGCCGCGAGAAGAGUUAGAUUUUACAAGACUGCGAAACAACAACAGAAUGAAAGACAAACUUUGACCAGAGCAAUGUCGGCGCCUUCGUCGAGGCAACAAAUCGUAAAUUCUACACAAGGACUUUAUUCGACAAGCUCACGAAGAAAAUCACAAGAUGUUCAUAAGUUCUCGACCAGAAAAUUAAAAUCUUGUAGAAGUAAAGCUUUUCAUAAAAGUAUUGAUGUAGAUAGUCGUCUGCCAAAUGGUCAAAAGUUUGGUAAAAGGAAUCAAAAUGUUGAAGUAGUAACGAUGAUGUCACUUUUAAGCCCAGUUGGAAGCGAUGUAGAGGAAUCACUAACACCUGAUGAUGUAUCUACAAAAACCGUUACAUUUCCUCAGUUUAAUAACAGUAUGCGUUAUCAUCAAAAAUCAUUUGAUAGUGCAAUGACAUCGAUUGGAAAACCAAAACUUCUUAACAAUCGUGUUGGAAAAUCGUUGAUGAAAUCAAGAACAAUAGAGAUAUCAAGGGAUGAUGAAGAUGACGGGCCAGUUGUAAAAGAAGUCGUAAUCUCCAAACUCGGCAACGAUGACGACGACAAUGAAACACUGCAUAACAAAGAAAUCGCACAGAUCGACGUUCGCUACGAUGUACUCGACGGCCAACCGAUGCUCAAAUCCGACAAAGAGAAAGAAUGUUGGGCUCUUUUCAAGAAAAUGACGGCUAAAGGAGUGUCUGUCACUUUUGAUACCGUAUUGAGGUUCGGUUUGUGCCGAAUAUUAUUCGAAAAGGAAUGUUAACACCGACUGAAUAUAGACUGAGAAAAAACGAACUCCUGUUAUUUGGAUAAAAAUACGCAACAUGCAUACAUUUUACGUAUUACUUACCUAGUACCUACUUAUAUUAUAUUGAUAUCGUUACAAUGUUAUUGGAGUCAUCGCCGACUACAAAGUUCCUAUACAUAUUAUAUAAUAUUAUUAGCUUUGAUGUACCGAUUUAUGUCGUCGUCGUUAUAGGCUUAUACUAUUAUGCGGUAAUAACAAUAUUCGUAUAUUAUAGCUAGGUUUAGGGCCUGCUGAACGGGGUAAAAAGAGAACGAAAAACGUCAUCGUGAAUAUAAUAUUAUUGUAACAUUGUUUGAUUAUUCAAGUUGUUUUAUAACAUUGUUAAAUUAUCUGAUGUCAUCGUAGGCCCUAUAAAUAUAAUAUUAUAAUAAUAUUUGUUUAAUCAUCCCAGGAGACACUUAAGGCAAAGUAUAAUAGAAGAAACAAUGUAAUAAGACGCAUUAUAAGCGGUCAUAAGUACGCCCGCUAAUCAACAUUAAUAAGCAAGCACUUCCACGGAGACACAAAUUAUAUUUCUAUAUACUUACGCAUGGCUGUUAUUACAUAUUUAACUUAAAUUCGCGUAUUAUUAUAUUUUUAUAUAUUAUAUAAAGUUGUACACCAGCUAUAAACAUAUAUUUAUAGGUACCUAAGCUGCAUCGUGAUGAUGAUGAUAAUAAUAAUGAUAAUGGUAGCGUUUGCCUUACCUAUACUACCUGUACCC
Molecule: messenger RNA, 2135 nt
Organism: Rhopalosiphum maidis (corn leaf aphid)
Lineage: Eukaryota; Metazoa; Arthropoda; Insecta; Hemiptera; Aphididae
Exons: 5
Coding region: 77-1387 (436 amino acids)
Source: RefSeq, a predicted model, not a curated record